UGUCAAGUCAAUACGUUUCAGUCGUUGACUUGUUAUCAUUUUGCAAUUUUCAUUUAUUUAACCGGAGUUGCUUUUUACAAGCAUUUAUGCCGUGAAAAUCUAUUGAUGUGACUUAUAUUGGUUCUACGUAUAACAACUCAAGAUGAUGAAAACACCAAUAACUGUACUGCAAGAGCUGAUGGUGAAGUUCUCGCAGUCUCCAAACUAUGAGUGUGUUGCUCAGUCAGGGCCGCAGCACUUAGCCGUGUUCGAGUACCGCUGUGCGGCGCGCGGGCACGUGGUGUCGGCCAAGGCGCGCAGCAAGAAGGAGGCCAAGCAGGAGGCCGCGCGGCUCAUGUUGGCGCGGCUCGCGGCCGCCGGGCUCGACGUGCCCGCGCCCUACGCCGCGCCCUGCUCGCCGUGCCCGCCCGUCGUCGGCGACGGUGACGCGGUAGCCGCUGGCUGCGGCGCCAAGAGCUACAAAGCGCUUCUUAAGGAGCUGUGCCAGGAGUACAACCUGCCGGGGCCCGAGUACACGCUGGAGGGCGACACGGGCCCGGCGCAUGCGCGGUGCUUCACGGCGCGCGGGGCCGUGGGCGCGCAUGCGCGCAUCGCCUCCGCCACCACGAAGAAGGCGGCGCAGCAGCUCGCGGCACAGCAGUUGUAUCAGUACUUGAGGGAAAACCUGGCCAGGCUCACUGAGGACUUUGUUGAGGAGGACGCGCUGGCGCGCGCGCACGAGCGCGCCAUGGAGCGCUACGUGGAGGCGCGCGCCAACGCGCCGCACCGGCCCGACCUGGCGCAGCGCGUUGCCGACUACCACCUCGGUCUGUUGCACCACCUCGAGGAAGAGCAAGUGAACCUGGGCGCGGACGCGCUGGAGGCCGCGUCGCCGCACGCGGAGCCCGAGACAGAGCUGCAGGUAGUCGCCGGAGCGCUAGGCCUGCGCGACGAGUGGCACUCUCUCCCGGCCGAGGGCGGGCCGCUGACGCUGGUGCGGCUGGUGCCGACGUCGCCGCCGCUGGUGUUCUGCGCGCGCACGAGGGAGGGCGCGGCGGCCGAGGCGGUCUCUUACCUGCGCCUCACCAUGAAAUUCAGGGGUCAGAAGUGAACUUAUACCUGUACGACGCUCGUUUAAUCGUUUAGGUAAAGGUCUCGGAGUCGCCAAACGUCGACGUCGUCAUUUUGACAUUGGACUCCGUAGUAGCAUCGUGAACUUUGCAAAUUGUUAUACUUCGUGGCCUCAUCCUCUGGCAAAAGACUGAGAGACGGUUACUGAUUGGCGAUGCUUUAAACUAAAUAUUGUAUGUAAUUACGUACAAAAAUGAUUCAUAUUUUAUACUAAAUACGAGGACUGCUACUUAUGUAUCCGGAAUGGGCCACUUACUGGAACAAUAUAAAAAAUAUAUAUACAACAUAUAAAAAUUUUACUUUUUGGAAGUAGAAUACAGUUUGUGUCAUAUGUCUAUCAAUUGGUUUUACAUUGUAGCGCCAUUCUAAAAAUUGCUUGUUGCAUCUUCAACGUGGUUUUACUUGUGAAAACUUUUGUGUCAUGAUUUUUUACGAUUUUCGGUGUUGAUUAACUCAAAAAUUAUGCAUAGAUCGACUUUUUUCGACUUUUGGGAAGGUAGUUCCAUCGCAGAUAUGGUUGUAGUAUACUUACGGGCGAUUAAAAAAAAACGCUCCAAAUCGGCUGUUAUCCCACAAAAUAUAGACGCUGUGCGCGAACUCAUAAUGCAAGAUCGUCAUAGUACAUAUCGCGAGAUAGAGGCGUCUCUGGGCAAUAGUAUGACGAGCAUUUGUAAGAUAUUACAUGAACAUUCAGCUGUUAAAAAAAGAAAACAUCGCGAACAAGCCAUUUUUGCGAACAUAAUGCACGUUUUGUAUACCAAAAUCAGAAUGGAAAGUGCUAUUUAAAGUGGUUUCAACGUAUGAAAAAGUACAUCGUUCAUCUUGGCGAACAAAUAUAAAAACAAUAAAGGCAUAAAUAACUAAGAUUUUUGUUAUUUUUUUUGCUUUACCGGAUACAUAAGUAGCAGCCUUCGUACCAAUAUGUUGGUAAGCAAUCAUUAUCAGUAACAUAUUAACUAUAUAAAUUUAUAUAAUAUUGUAAACAAAUUUGUUUACAAUGUAAUGUUGAUUAUGUUGAAUUUAACCAGUGCAUUAUUUGAAAAUAUUAUCCGACUGAGUUGCCAUAUGUGGCAAAACGGUCCCUAAGUCCUUAUGCUUCAAGUGCAAGUGUCCUUUUUAUCUGAAAUUCUGAUAGAAAGGUCCUUUUUGCGCUUGAAGCAUAUGAACCCUUCUCUAAUGGAAAGCCACAUACUUUCAGUGAGGGUGCGUAUCUGAAGUUCUUUCUUAUCAGGCUCUUGUCUCGAAAUUUGGAGAGAGGCAAUAGUUAUUUGUGCAACAAGAGAGGAAAGUUGGUUUUUCUUGCGAGUGUUUAUUUUGAGUCCCGAGAAAGCGAAAGAUUCUAUAAUUGAACCACGAGCGAAGCGAGUGAUUCUAAGUUAGAAUCUUGAGCGUAGCGAGGGACUUAAAAACACGAGAUGUAAAAUAACUUUGCUCUCGUGUGACACAUAUAAUUUUUCACCUCAGUAGUGAGAACAUAUUAAAGGUUAAAAUGUAUUUCGAAUUACACAGAAUAAUACAGAAAAAAAAAGUAUUAUAAUAUGUACACUACGAUACGAGACGAGACCGGACCGGACCGGACCGGACCGUACCGUACCGUACCGUACCAUACAUAAAAAAAAUGUAAUAAAAGUAUGAAGUUCAUGGCCUUCACUAAAUUAAAAAGCUACAUUGUUUCACUCCCUGGAGUGAGGAAAGUCGCACUUUCCUUACUCCAGGGAGUGACGAAAGUAGGCUUGUUCGAGCUGCUGAGGUGAAAAUGAAAUUAAUGAUGAAGGUAUGGAAUCACAUAGGCACAGAUCUAGUACAUAAUUACUUUUAAUCGUAUUUUCACGGAAACAUACGACCGUGUCUUGCUAUUUCAGUCUGCCUCGGUACAAAAAGUACUGACAUUGACCGAAGCAGCAUGACAAAUACGAACGUUUCAGAGAAAAUACGAUGGAAAACUUAUGCACUACAUCUGGGGCCCAUUUCUCGAACGAUAUUAGACUAAUAUUAUUAGUGUGUUGCUAUGGAAACUCAUACGAUUUGACAGUUCGUGGACUAAUGAUCCAUAAUGAUUCCUUUCGAGAAAUGGGCCCCUGUAAUAGUAUUAUGGUAAUAACAUAGAAAUCUAAAUUAAAAAUUUAACUUGCAAGAUUUGACCCUUACAAACAUGUUACAUACAUAUUACAUAGGUAAAUUGCAAGUAAAAUAAAAGCUUGUAAAAAUGGCGCUGUCAAUCUGUCAUGUAUACACAACUAUUGUGAGAUUAUCUCCAGCGUGCAAAUACCUAUCUUUCUCUGCGUAUAGGUGAUUCCAGAGCAAUUGUAAAUGUUGUUUUUUUUUUUGGUAAAUAUCGUAGCAAUUGUUAUAUUAACUUAAAUUAUGGAGGCACGUUGUGCACUUGGUAUAUGAUAUAUAGUGCCACAUACUAAGUAUAUAAUAGUAAUAUGUUAUAUAUGUAUAUACAGGGUGGCAAAAAAAUUAGUGCAUUCCCGUUGCCAGGGAGGUUUUGGGAUUAUACUGAGCAACUUUUACUAUGGGACCAACCACGGAACCGCGAAAAAAAAAUUACCCUCCCAUAGAAAAUGGACCAGCCAAAAUGUAUGAAACGGCCGAUAUUUUUUUCGCGAUUUCGCGGUUGGUCCCAUAGUAAAAGAUGCUCAGUAUAAUCCCAAAACCUCCCUGGCAACGGGAAUACACUAAUUUUUUUGCCACCCUGUAUAUACAUAUAUAACAUAUUACUAUUUUUACUAUUAUAUACUUAGUUUGUGGCACUAUAUAUCUACUACUAUACAGGGUGGGCACAGGGAUUCCGACACACUUUAACCAUGAAUUCUAGUGCCUAUUUGGAUAAAAAAAAAGUAAUAUAACAAUGCCAUAGAAAGCCUAAUUUACGAGAUAUUCAAUUAUUUAAGUAAUUUCGAAGUUAAAAAAACUCAAGGCUAACACGCCCUUAUGUGACGUAAUCAUACAUACCAAGACACAAACAAUCACACAUGCAAAGCAGAAGUGUUAAAAAUAGUAAACUUACCUGUCACCUGCUAUAAACUAGACUAUAAAGUGUCAUAUUGGUGUCGCAUGUUGUCUUUUUCACUCUUUCAAACUAAAGAUACGUUCACAAGUUAGUACUAUCGUUAAUUGAUUUAUUUUGUUCCAGAAAUUAAGUAAAUUAAUUAGGCAAUUUUGGACCCAUGUUGAUAUAACAUUUUUCUUUCGUAACACUGCCAGGAAUCCACGGUUAAAGUCUGUCGGAAUCCCUGUGCCCACCCUGUAUAUACUACUAUUUUUAUAUUGUGUAGUCAUAAAAAUCGUUAUGUUAUUAAUAAGGUAUAAUUUUGUGAAAAUAUCGUCGAUCUACCACGUAGCUUACGCCGUUGGUAAAACUACGUGGUGAUUUUCUAGUAAAAGUAAGUAACUAACUAUUAGACAUUAUGUAUGUGUGGAACUAAAUCUGGAUGUUAAGAAAAUCUAAUAAGAAAUAUAAGUAA
Molecule: messenger RNA, 4580 nt
Organism: Cydia strobilella
Lineage: Eukaryota; Metazoa; Arthropoda; Insecta; Lepidoptera; Tortricidae
Gene: R2D2
Product: RISC-loading complex subunit tarbp2-like
Exons: 7
Coding region: 143-1090 (315 amino acids)
Biological process (GO): regulation of regulatory ncRNA processing; siRNA processing
Cellular component (GO): nucleus; cytoplasm; RISC complex
Molecular function (GO): double-stranded RNA binding; siRNA binding
Source: RefSeq, a predicted model, not a curated record